AUGGACCUCGCGCUCACCACCCUCGAUGCUCUUCGCCAAAUCUUUGAGUUGCGUGAUGCCAUUCGUCGCCAACGCCACGAGAACCGGAAGACUUAUCUGCGGAUGAUGGAGAUCUACGUCGAGCUUCAACUGUCGCCACCUCUUCAAGAGAACCCCACCCUGCAACGAGCAAAAGCCGUCCAGAGGUUUGUGACUGCGGUGGACUCGUUCUCGAAGUAUCUGCAAAAGUAUUAUGACAUGCACCGAGUUGUUCGGAUGUUUAAACAUGUCAAAAUGGAGGAAAAACGACAGAAAAUCGCCUCCGAAAUCGACGAACUCUUCCGAAUGCUGAACCUCGCUGCGACUGUGACGGCGAUGAACGCACAAGCUACGGCUUCCAGUAACGCGGCGAAACUCUUUGCUAAGCUUGAAAAUAUGCACGGUGAUAUCCGACUUAGUCACGACCAAAUCCACGCUGCACUCCUUGCGGACAGGCAACAACUUGAACUAGUCAAGAAGAAGAAGGUGGUGAAUGAACGGGGGCCUACAGUUGAGAAGUUCGCUGCCAUCGAGGUGGGGGAGGUCCGUCAACCAUCCUUCGUGGAGACGGAUACACCCGCUGUCACUGACGAGAAGCCCGCGUUGAAGUAUAUCGAGGAGAAUCCGACAGCUGAAACGAAGCUUGACGAUGAGUUGGAAGAGAAGGCAUUAACUGAUGAGGCUACAUUGAUGCAGGUAAUGGCAGAGGUUGGAGGAAGUGACAUGGACGAGAAUGCAGAUACCGAGAUUGAGGAGAAGGUGCUGAACUCUGCAUCGAGCCAAAGCACUGCUAACGUGGUGAUUGGUGCGAAUGUGCUGGCCGUUCCAAAAGUUGAGUUAGCCGAAUUGAAGCAGACAAGUGCGGGCGAUGACGCAGAGGACAAGACACCAACCGGUGAGGAGCCAGCGUUGAUGGAAAACGUUGUCGAUCAGGUGGACAAGGAGAAGGAGGCGGCUCCGCAGUCUCCACUGUCUUCGUCUACUCCUAUUGAUGAGUCAUCAGUUCCACGACUAAUUCAGUUACUUGGAUCGGAUCAAACAACAGAGCAGCAAAAGGAACGAGCUCUGCUGCAUCUCAUGAGCAUGUGCGUCACCAGCAGCAACCGCGUCCAAGUCUACAAAACCAAGGGGAUUCCUGUACUCACGGACUUGGUCCACAACUCCGACAACUUCUUCACUCAGCUCUACGCUCUGCACUGUCUGAGCUGGUUCACCUUCUCCUAUUCCAAGAUGAGCGAAUCCGCUUUCAUGAAGCUGCAAGAGUGUGCUCGAGAGCCAACGCACUCGGAAAUCCUAUCAAUCUUACACGAACUGCAGUACGGGGACGACAAGACGAAAGAAGUCGCAGCACUGCAAUGCUCCUGCUUGGCUACACGUGGAGACGGAGACACUCUGCGUCGCGUUGGAGUGUUGCCUCUACUGGUUCGUCUUCUGUCUGGCGGCACCGCAAACCAACAGCUCUGGGCAUCUGAAGCCUUGGUGACUCUCGCUAGUGACAGCGACGAGACCUGCGUGGCAAUCACACGUGAAGGAGCCAUCCCACCGCUGGUUGAGCUGUUGCGUUCUGGCUCGGACAUGCACAAACAGGAAGCCGCCUACGCUCUGGGAAAUCUGGCUGCGAACAACCCAGUGAACCGAGCUAAAAUCGCUCGUGAAGGCGCCAUCCCUCCCCUCGUGGCGUUUGUGAAGGCUGCGACGGAUGCUCUGAACCAAUGGGCUGUAUAUGCUUUGGGCUUUCUGUCACUUAGCAACGAAGAGAACCGCGUGCUGAUCGCUCAAGAAGGCGCCAUUCCUGCUCUAGUUGAACUACUGCGCACAGGAACGCGAGCUCAAAAGCAGUGGAGUGC
This is a messenger RNA of Phytophthora nicotianae INRA-310, 1865 nucleotides long. RefSeq lists its product as hypothetical. Gene Ontology annotation, molecular function: protein binding. Lineage: Eukaryota; Oomycota; Peronosporomycetes; Peronosporales; Peronosporaceae. The record is from RefSeq and is a predicted model, not a curated record. The transcript has a single exon. The annotation marks the transcript as partial.